ACAUUUUCUGUUAGAUCCGCUUGUACAAUUGAUAUACUACUCAAAACACUUCUGCGCAAGUGCAAGCUAUAAGUUUGACUCGUCAAGACAACGUGCAAAUUGAGCUGCACUCUAACGGUUCGACAUGGCGCAGUACAACUUCAACGAGAUAAAGGUCGUCGACGACUCUAUCGACGACAUGGACGUAAUAAAGGCCAUAACUGACACGGUAUUUCAAGAAAAGCCUUUCUACAUCGCGAAUAUCGGUAAAAUGAUCCAGAAACACGACGAGUGGACCAUCAAGAUGCCCAGGGUCGACCCGCAUUUCGCGGUUAAAAGCAAUCCGGAUCUAACGGUGAUUAAAGUUCUGGCAGCUUUAGACGUUUGUUUCGACUGCGCAUCCAAGCAAGAGAUAAAGCUAGUGAUGCAGUAUGGGGUACACGGCGAUCGGAUCAUCUUCGCACAUCCGACCAAGUAUCCGUCUCAUAUAACCUAUGCGAAGAAAGUGGGCGUCAAGCAGAUGACAGUGGACAAUGAAGCCGAGCUGUUCAAGAUCAAGGAUCUCUUUCCGGAGGCCAAAGUCGUCAUACGCAUACGCUGCGAUUCGAAAAACACGUUGACUGUGUUGGGUUUGAAAUUCGGCUGCGAGUCGAACGAGGCUGUGCGCUUGAUACAUCUCACGAAGGACCUCGGUCUGAAUUUGCACGGCUUCAGCUUUCACGUUGGCUCCCCGUGCAACGAGCCGGAGGCUUAUGGCCGAGGGAUCGAGAUGUGCAAACAGUUAAUUACUGUCUCCAAAAGCAUCGGCUGCGACAACGUGCAGCUGAUCGACAUUGGAGGUGGAUUUCCGGGCGAAAGCGAGAAGAAUUUCGACCAGGUUGCGAACAUUGUUAACGAGGCGAUACAGGACCUCGAUCCAGCCAUAAGAGUUAUCAGUGAGCCGGGAAGAUACUACGUGUCUUCCAGCUUUACUCUGGCCUCGAAUCUGCACUCCAAGCGGAUCGUUUCGAAAGACGAUAAAACGACGAGAAUGUACUACAUGAACUGCGGAGUGUUCAAUUCCUUCAUGGAGAAUCUGAUGGGUUUGCAUAUAAGAGUACCGCGAUUACUGUCCGAGCCAACGAACGACGAGAAAUUCUGCUCGAGCCUGUGGGGUCCGAGCGCCGACUCGUACGAUAUAAUUGUAAAGGACGUGCUGCUGCCGGAACUUCACAUCGGUGACUGGUUAGUCUGGAAGGACAUGGGCGCCUACACCACAGCCUUAACGACUACGUUCAACGGAUUUCCGGUGCCGACUGUGAUCCCGAUCAUUAAGAAAAGUCAAUGGAAGAAUUUUAAAGCGCGAAUUAAUUUGGAGCGGAAGGCCUCUCUUGUUCCAUGGAAAUCCAUCGAACUAUGCGACGAAAUGGAGCAGAUCGAAUAUUUUUCACAAAGUUCAUAAACUUAUCGAAAAAUGAAAUAAAAUAUACUGUGAAUUUGCAUGAAUUAAGCUUUAUGAUGUUUGUAUG
Dinoponera quadriceps is the source of this 1487-nucleotide messenger RNA. RefSeq names its product ornithine decarboxylase 2-like. The record is from RefSeq and is a predicted model, not a curated record. The transcript is spliced from 8 exons. The coding region runs from base 125 to 1420 and encodes 431 amino acids. Gene Ontology annotation, cellular component: cytoplasm. Lineage: Eukaryota; Metazoa; Arthropoda; Insecta; Hymenoptera; Formicidae. Gene Ontology annotation, molecular function: ornithine decarboxylase activity.